AUGCAGACUGCUUCUACAAACAUUUGUGAAAGAAUGGGUCAAUCUCAGGAGCUCAGUGAAUUCAAGCAUGGUACCGUGAUAGGUUGCCCCCUGUGCAAUAAGUCCAUUUGUGACAUUUCCUUGCUACUAAAUAUUCCACGGUGAACUGUUACUGGUAUUAUAACAAAGUGGAAGCAACUGGGAACAACAGCAAUUGUUGACAGAGCAGGGUCAGCGCAUGCUGAAGCGCACAGUGUGCAGAUGUCACCAACUGUCCGCAGAGUCAACAGCUAAAGACCUCCAAACUUCGUUUUCAGUGAAACUCCUAAGACAUCAGCAUACCAAGAAAUUUUGGACAAUUUCCCAACUUUGUGGGAACAGUUUGGGGAUCGCACCUUCCUGUUCCAACAUGACUGCUCACCAG
Molecule: messenger RNA, 403 nt
Organism: Staurois parvus
Lineage: Eukaryota; Metazoa; Chordata; Amphibia; Anura; Ranidae
Source: the annotation of a GenBank genome assembly